AUGGAUUACUUUAGUCAGACUUGCAAGUUUCCCUGCUUUCGUAGAAAAGUUCACCCCCUUUUGGAUGAAGAACUCAAGAAACGUAUAGAAAAUUUGGAAAAACUUAUUCUUUCCUUAAGACCCGAUGGCAAGAAUAUUAAAUCCGUGAGAAAUAGAAGUUUACGAACACUUCUCAAAAUUCUACAGCAAUCAUCCGAUGAUCAAUUACAAUUGGAAGAUCCCAAGAUUAUUGUCAAUUGUUCAAUGAAAAUUUUCACUCAAUUCGAUGAUAGUUUUUGGUACAUUGACACCUGUGGAUGGAAACGUCAAAAACGUUAUCAAGAAGCAAAAAAUGGUUAUAUUCACCUUUUGAAAAUAUACAUUCCAAUAAAAUGUAAAGAAACUGUUGAGAUUGUCAUGAAUCAUCUCGACAAUGAACGACUCUGGCAAAUUGAAGAUUUAUGUUCGGAAAUAAUUUGGCAAUUAAUCGAAAAUGGCGCUCAUGGUGCAAUUGUUGCUCACGCCUUGUGCGAUAAAGUCGAGCAGCAAAUUACCGUAAUCGAGAAUGCUCGGGUAAUUAUAAAAACACUCUAUGAACUUCUCGCUGUUUACAAAUGGCCCCAAACUGAAGAAACUGUCACGUUUAUUGAGAGACUUUUGAAACUUUAUCUCCAAAGUUUACAAAAUCGUUCCAAUGUUGAACUCGAAUACACGGUGUUUACCCGAGGAUUCGAACUUUGCAUUCGUUAUCUCAUAAAACAAGCUUCUAGUUCAUUGAUUCUUAUCUUUAUCAAUCGAAUGUGUUUCUGGUCAAUUAAUGAGAAUAAAAGAAAUUAUUCGAUUUUGGAUUUUGGCAGCACUUUGGAGUAUGCGGCCUAUAUGCAUGAAACUGAUCUCUUCGAGAAUACACUCACUCAAGAAUUAUUUCCCCUCGUGGUACAAAUGAUAAAAUCGUCAAAUCGUCUUGUCAGUCUUCUCGGCAAUCGUGUAAUGCAAUAUCUCAUCGACCGCGGUGAAAAUCGAUUCCUCUUCGACACGCCAAAGAUUUUCUUCCAAAAUUCCCGAUUUCAUUUGAAUAGCAGACCAUAUCGUAUGGAGGACAAGGCAUUUCUGAAAAAACAUCGCCAGGACAUUCACGAAUGUCUAUUAAUGAGUGUCAUCAAUCACUGCUCAUAUCGGUUAAAUCUCGAGACAACAUACUGUACAAUUUGUCUAAUUGCCGUCGAAAUUCCCUGUGGCUUCACUGCAGCAUCCUUGGCGUGUCUCACAAUGACAAUUCAGGACAAAAUCAUGUCCCAUGGAAAUUUUCAUCGUGAAUCCGUCUAUCACGUCCAUGUCCUAAUUAUCUCCGUAAUGUCACUUAUCUGCUGGUUACAUCAGGCCGAGACAUUCUAUGAAUACGUGAAUAAAAUCAUCAUGGAGAGAGCACAAUGGGCCCCGUAUCUAAAUCCACCAAUUCAAUCGCGUUACAGUUUCGCGACUCAUCACGUACGUUGGGAGAAACCGGAACUCUUCUUCAUCGACUGGGAAGUGCGUUAUGGACUUUGGAAACGUUUUCGUGAUCGAAAUUCUAGGAUCGUUAAACCAGAAUGA
Messenger RNA from Leptopilina heterotoma, 1572 nucleotides. RefSeq lists its product as uncharacterized. The record is from RefSeq and is a predicted model, not a curated record. NCBI's taxonomy places the organism in Eukaryota, Metazoa, Arthropoda, Insecta, Hymenoptera, Figitidae. The transcript has a single exon. Gene Ontology annotation, cellular component: plasma membrane. The coding region runs from base 1 to 1572 and encodes 523 amino acids. Gene Ontology annotation, biological process: protein localization to plasma membrane.